UGUUCUCGAGCCAUGUCCUUCUGGACUUACCAGUCACACCAGGAGCGCACGUACCAGGAGUACAUGUGCAACAAGGCAAAGGAGAGGAGUGUUCAGCUGGAGAAGUACUACGAACAGGUGCUGACCACAACACAGGCAGAGCUGAGCUCUCUGAAGACGCAGAUCUCAGCUAACCGCAAAGAGCUUGAGAGCACCAAGAAGCGGUUUAAUGAGGUGUCCGAGAAGCUGAUGGAGAGGAACAGGCAGCACCAGAAACUUCAGUCCAUGUACGACGCACUGAGAAGGCGAACCAUCACGCCUUCCAGCUUCGACGGGCAGCUGGGAAGAGCGCCCCAAGCGGCGCUCCGGGGGCAUGACAGCAGCUUCAACAUGCCUAUCGCCACAGGACAAGGUAGGGAGAGUAUAGCACAAGGGAAGUUUAAUAUGGGCUUUUCUUCGUUGCUGUAGCUACUAGUACUAGAGUCCUUAUAAAGAAAUCAGAAAAAUCGACUUGUCCCAA
Molecule: messenger RNA, 499 nt
Organism: Branchiostoma floridae (Florida lancelet)
Lineage: Eukaryota; Metazoa; Chordata; Leptocardii; Amphioxiformes; Branchiostomatidae
Product: E3 ubiquitin-protein ligase CCNB1IP1-like
Exons: 6
Coding region: 13-447 (144 amino acids)
Biological process (GO): reciprocal meiotic recombination
Cellular component (GO): synaptonemal complex
Molecular function (GO): ubiquitin protein ligase activity
Source: RefSeq, a predicted model, not a curated record